This is a messenger RNA of Zerene cesonia (dogface butterfly), 1095 nucleotides long. RefSeq lists its product as uncharacterized. The record is from RefSeq and is a predicted model, not a curated record. The coding region runs from base 214 to 906 and encodes 230 amino acids. The transcript has 3 exons. Lineage: Eukaryota; Metazoa; Arthropoda; Insecta; Lepidoptera; Pieridae.
AAAUCAGUCCACCCGUUUCGGAGGAGUAAUGUAACUAACAUUGUCACACGAGAAUUUUAUAUAUAAGACAAUAUUCCUUCAAAAUACAACCUCUUAAAAUCAAAACCUACCGAAAAGUGAAACAAAUUCGUCAUUUGUCAAUUUUGAUGGGUUCUAAAAAAAAUAUUUACAAGUGUUCUUGUUAGAUACCUAGUGAUUGUAAUUUCUAAUACAAUGGAGACUGUAUUGCAUUCACGAUCAAGCAAAUUGGAUAUGGAAAGUGAAUCUGAUAAAAUACAAGCAGCAUCAGCACCUAUUUUGCCCGCGGUAGCUUCAGGAGAAGCUAAGUUAACUAUCCAAAUAUCUGCUCCUUCAUAUUUGCAUUCCUUGAAGGAAAAUGAAGCUCCACCUUUUAGAAAACCAGAGCAUGAGGCCAGACCCAAAUUACUGAUUGGGACAAUUGUCUCUGAAAGUGAUAUUAUUGAGAUUAUUGCUCGUGCGAACAGCGAUUGUUUGAAAAAUUCAUUAGGGGAAUUCGUAGUGAAAAGAAAUAUUGUGCCAAAUUACCAACUUUCUGAAAAGAACUUUUUAGUAAGUUUCCUAAUGGAAACUAUAGAUUACAGUGCACAAAGGGACUUUACUGCUGAAAAACUAGCUUGUCUCAUGACACUUUACAUUUCUACUCACUUGUAUUUCAAGUGGUAUUACUGGACACCACCUGUCGCAGUUUGGAAAUAUUUUAAGGAAAUAAUGAUAAGGCACACUAUAGAGGAUUCCCCAGAUGGCCAAGAAGUAUUUGACCCAGAGGAAUGUUAUGACAUUGUAACCCAUUUUCAUACAGUUUAUUUGAGCAACCUGCCACUUAUCCACCUGCUUACUUUUGGAGGAUUCCGUCUUAAACUUUUAUGGCCAUUUAAACCAAAAUAGUGUGCAAAAUAGAAUCCCAAUGUUUAUUUUAUGGGUUUAAAUUGAAAGAAUUAUCAUUGAUUUGUUAACAUUUAUUUAUGCUGAUUUAUGUUGAAACAAUAUAUUUUGUUUUAAAAGAUUAAGCUGUUUUUAUUACAAUUGCAAACUACAUAAAAUGUUUAAUGUUAUUAUACAAUGAAAUUAUAAAGC